UUCCCCGCAACAGGCAUCAAGAACUAUUACUGUAGUACUGCCUCCCGCGCAGUCGGGCUCACUAUGGCCUCCUCGUUCGUCCCAACCGCCAAUGAACGCGCCAUAGUGGACAAAAUAUUCUCUCAGAAGGAGCUCCACGACCUAGGCAUCCUUCCCGGAGAUAUAGCGCUCGAAUUGUUCAACAAGACCAACCUUCCUCUUGAGACACUCAGCGAUAUAUGGAACGUUGUGGAUACCGACCGCCAUGGCUGGCUUACCCCGCAGCAAACUGGUGCUGCAGUUCGACUGAUAGGUUUGGCUCAGUCUGGCGCGAAACCUAUUAAUUCAGAACUGCUUGCUCAACCCGGCCCACCGGCCCAUAUUCCGGACAUCUCAGAUGUUGCCUCAACGAUUCCAGCGUUGACACCAGAAGACAAGGCAAAAUACCGCAGCUUGUUUCGUCGCACCCAGCUGGAUGGACUUGUUGGGAGUGAAAAGGCACGCAAUAUGUUUGCAAAGUUUACAGCAUCUGAAGAGAUUGUCUCGAGAAUAUGGAAGCUUGCAGACACUCAGCAGCGAGAAGCUUUGGACAUUACCGACUUUGCCAUAGCCAUGCAUCUCAUCCAAUGGAUAACGAAGGACGGCCCAUCUGUCGUUCUUCCUACAACUCUACCUAAAGGACUGUACGAACAAGCCGCGUCUGGACCAUCAUCGCCAUUGAUAGUCCCCAAGCCGUUAUCACCGUCAUCCUCCCCGCCUCGCCUAUCGCUGAGCCCAGGAUCUAACUCGAGCGGCUUUGAUCGACGCAUUUCCCGUUCUGUCCUUGCCUCUCCCUCGAGCCCUAUGCUGUCUCCGAAUUCGGCCGCUGGCCCUUCUCGGCGAGCUUCAUAUUCUCCACUUCCUUCUCCGCGAAAUGAUGAGAAAUCGGCUUCUGUAGACUGGAAAAUUCCCGAUGAUCUAAGAGCAAGGGCUAACCGCGAAUUCGAUGCCCUUGAUCCUCUCAAGAGCGGCUCCAUUCCUGACAAUGUUUCUCUGCCAUUCCUAAUGGAGUCCAAGUUGUCUACAGAAGAUCUCGCCCACCUCUGGACGCUGGCUGAUCUCAAUGACGACGGGAACUUGACGCGGGAGGGUUUUGCCAUUGCACUAUAUCUAGUGGAUGAGAGACUACGGGGACGUAUUCUCCCUCCCACCCUUCCUCCUUCUCUCAAGCCCGAGGUCGAACGAAUCAAACCUCCAUUAGUUCCGCCAAAGUCCCCCAAAGCGCCUGGGACAAUCCGACGCCCAGCUCCUCUUCCUCCCAAGAGUGCACCACCACCACCGCCACCAGCCAAACCACAUACGCUGUCCUCGCGGUCUUUCGAGAGGCCAGCCCAACCAAGACUUUCGAUACCUAGUUUCGAUGACAAUUUUACUCCUGCCGACACUUUCCGCAGACGGGCGACAUCAGUCGUCUACCCAACGUUACCUGCGCAUGCAAAUCAUGUUCGGUUCUCUUCCGUCUGGUCGCCAGACAAUAAAAUGCUCGCUCCCUUAACUGAAAGUUCUCCUCGUCAAUCGACCACAAACCCAGAUCCCCAAGACGUUAUAAUCCAUCAACUUGAACAUCGGAUUGGAGACAUGCAAACCAAGUACAACCAACUCCGACUAUCGAAUACCGAACAAGCUGUCUCAUUGGCAAAUAUCACGCAAGAAAACGUUUCGCUUCGGGUCGUGAUUGAAGAACUUCAAUGCCAGCUCGCCAGCCAUGAUCUGGCUAGUGCACGUGCAGUCAAUCAAGUUCUCGCUGCGGAGAACGAGGGACUUCGGAAAGCUUUAGAGCUGUCUGUAACUGAAGUCAAGCAGCUUCAAACGUCCCAUACCGAUGCGGAGCUUCAUCGCAUCGAGGUUGAUGACCUCAGGAGAGAAAACGAGCGUCUCCGUAGCCAAGUUGACGAGAUGCGGGCCUCAACCACACAGUUACCGUGGUCUGGUGGCGAUUCAGAAUUGCAAACCCUCAUCAACGAGGACUUGGCACGCGAAAAUGCUCGUCUACGGCUGGAAAGUCGCGAGUCUCAGGACAAGCUUACACAGGCAACAUCGGGACAAGCAGACCAACAAAGAGCAAACGAGGAACUGACUCAAACUAACGAAAGAUUACAAACGGAGGCCCAGACUAUCCGAACGCGUUUUGAAACUCAGCGGCGUGAGUUCCGGCAACUUGCGAGAGAAGUUGAGCGUCUCAAAAACCAAUUGCGUGGGUCAAAUAAUGCCAAUGGAGCAGCCUCGGGAAGCUAUGACGCCGAAAUACAACCCCCAGCAUAUAAUGAGGUUCCAACUGCAAUUCUAGAUUGA
Messenger RNA from Mycena indigotica, 2310 nucleotides. RefSeq lists its product as uncharacterized. The transcript is spliced from 8 exons. The record is from RefSeq and is a predicted model, not a curated record. Gene Ontology annotation, cellular component: cytoplasm; plasma membrane. Bases 64 to 2310 code for a protein of 748 amino acids. Lineage: Eukaryota; Fungi; Basidiomycota; Agaricomycetes; Agaricales; Mycenaceae. Gene Ontology annotation, biological process: endocytosis; endosomal transport. Gene Ontology annotation, molecular function: protein binding.